ACCCUUUUCUGUUCAUAAUCACAUGAAUUAAUUAACUUUUGCUAUUUGCACCACCACUUCCUAAAAACUCGGAACUCCGACACAGUUAUAGUACUAUUUAUUCUCCGAAAAAACCCCCCAAAACCCUCUUCCUGAGACAAAAACAUUAAACAUGAGCAGCAGCACUUUCAUGAAGAGCCGUUCUAAGGUUUCUGAUUUCAUGAUGAUGCAGAAACAAUUAAUGUUCGCAAACAAUUCCACCAUUAAUCAAAUCAAACUUCACUCUCUUCUCUCUAACAAACAACACUCAAAACCUUACUUUCGAUUACCACAUUUCUUCACCAAAAAUACAACAACCACACAACAAUAUCAAAUUAUUCCUCCACCUUCUUUGUUUUCUUCAUCGUUUUGUUCUUCUUCUUCUUCUUCUUCAACUGCUUCUGUUUCCAAACUUCGUUUUGUUGGUUGGUAUUUGGGGAUGAUUAAGUCACACCCUAUUCUCACUAAAAGUGUUACUUCUGCUCUCAUUUAUACCGCUGCUGAUUUAUCCUCUCAGACUAUUGAGUGGCAAUCUUCAAAAUCCCUUGAUUUUAUAAGGACUUUACGCAUGGCGGGAUAUGGGAUGAUCAUUUUAGGACCAACACUGCAUUUCUGGUUCAAUUUUGUGUCAAAGCUUUUCCCAGGGAGGGAUCUUUUCUCUACAUUGAAGAAAAUGGUCAUGGGCCAGUCGAUUUAUGGACCUGCCAUGACUGUUAUUUUCUUCUCCUUGAAUGCAGCUUUGCAAGGUGAAAACGACAAAGAGAUUGUUGCACGUUUAAAGCGUGAUCUUGUUCCUACACUGUUAAAUGGAGUCAUGUAUUGGCCUAUAUGUGAUUUUAUUACUUUUAGAUUCAUCCCAGUUCAUUUGCAGCCAUUAGUCAGCAAUUCAUUUUCGUACUUGUGGACCAUUUACAUGACCUACAUGGCGAGUCUAGAGAAAGCCGAGACAGAUAGCUGAUCACCAUCGACAUUACCAAGAUUUGGACUAACUUAAGUCUAUAGAGUUUAUCUGGAAGCUACGUAUAGAAUCAAAUCUUUUGGGUGUCUGCAGAGAAUUCUGAUCUCACACCAUGGCUAUACCACUAAUUAGGACACUUGGUUGAAACCUUUUUAUUUUUAACUUAUAUUAUUCCUCAUUUGUAUUGUUUGUUUCUUAUAUUAAUGGACCAAUUCAUAGAACAAAAGUAGCUGUAUUAGAGUUUUUGUUAUUGAAGUUUAUAUUUAUUUAUUUUUAUGAAGACAUUUUUUAGUCAAUUUUCAAGAGGCAUUUCCUUUGCUCUUUUUUUUCUUCGAUAUUAGUUUUUCGUUCUUACUAAAGAGGAGAGGAAAUCUGCAUAUCAAAGUUGAGCCGAGUCUUCGAGCCCUGUUCCUGAGUAUUAUAUCAUCCUUUCAAAUCCUUAUAAUAUCCCUUUAAUU
Trifolium pratense (red clover) is the source of this 1434-nucleotide messenger RNA. Its product is annotated as PXMP2/4 family protein 4-like. The record is from RefSeq and is a predicted model, not a curated record. Bases 152 to 976 code for a protein of 274 amino acids. Gene Ontology annotation, cellular component: membrane; cytoplasm. The transcript has 4 exons. NCBI's taxonomy places the organism in Eukaryota, Viridiplantae, Streptophyta, Magnoliopsida, Fabales, Fabaceae.